This is a messenger RNA of Oikopleura dioica, 1944 nucleotides long. Lineage: Eukaryota; Metazoa; Chordata; Appendicularia; Copelata; Oikopleuridae. The record is from the annotation of a GenBank genome assembly.
AUGUCAGAAGAGCUUCUCAAGUAUCGACGCGGCCCAGCCAAGGAUGUGAUUGAUCGUCAAUGUCAAAACUGGUAUCGCUGUACAAAAUGCAUCAAGAUCGAUUCCUUUGGAACAUGUCUCCCAGAAUCGAAAAAUUAUCACGUGACAUUGAAUUUUCUCUCCGGAAGAUACGAGUGCCCCUUUGACGCAGAUUCCUGCGCGCUGAAAACUUGCAUGUGCGAUGUCGAACUAGCGAAUCAAAUCGCCCAAAACGCUGGAGAAAUUAAAGCAUAUCUUCUGAACUCGAAUGGCUGGGAUCCGAGCUUUCAAUGCAAACCUUCGAAGAGAGUCGAGCCGGAGUUCGAGGUUGGUCCUAUCAGAACGAUGAGUUUGGAGAAAAAUGAUGAUGAGCCAGACUCGUGCUGCGGAGACUAUCCACAAAGAUAUCCGUUUAAAAGCUUGGAAAGAGGGUGUUGCGGGAAGAAAACUUUCAGAAAAGAUAGAUUUCAAUGCUGUUAUGGCGAAGUCGUCCAGCAUGGAGAAUGCUCCAAGCCCCUGAUCUGCAACUGUCAAAACGGUGGAAAAUGCAUCGAAAAGGGACUGAAAGUAUUCUGCUCCUGCAUCAACGGCUUUCAUGGAGACAACUGCGAGUGGGGAGCCUGUCAGCCCGACCCGUGUUGGAACGGAGAAUGCGAAGAUAAGAUAACAAAAACUGGCAUUGCUGGGGCUUUCAAGUGCCACUGCCACGAAGGAUGGACGGGGCAACUUUGCGACAUUCCAUUCAAGGGCGAGUUCAACUUUUUCAAUUUUGCGAGACGACUUGAUGCGCCCAGGCCGGACGUUGGCGACUUCCGUGGAGAGAACGAAACUGACGUGGAAAUUCUAGAAGAUAAUGACGUCGAAAUCGUUUUCAAUGAUCGAAAAUUCUUCACCGGCAAAUCCGAAGAAUUAAAAACGAAAACAACAGAGCUCAAUCGCCAAAACUGGAAUUCUUCAGGCAAAAUCCCGCUGAAAUUUCUCUCUGGCAAGUUCGAUUUUGUCGUUUUCUUCAGCUCCCACCCUCUUUCGGGUGCUUUUUCUUACGAAGCGCGGCUCAGAAAACAACCAAUUUUGCAUUUCCAACUUUCAAAAGACGACGGAAGCCGUGUUCAAAAUUCAAAUUUUUACGGGGAGAAAAUGUUCUACGUGAAUCCUAAGCAGGCCCGUCGAUUUGUACCGCUCGUUACAGAAGGAUUAUGUCGCGAGGAAUUUCAACAGACAAGUGCUUGUGCUGCGGUCGAAAAAGUGACGUUUCUGAAAAGGGUGGAAAAAAUUGGAAUUUCGAAAGAAAAAAAAAUUUUAAAUGAAAAAAGCAUUUCAAAUUUCAUUUCUGCAGCUUGGGAGACGCUGGAUCAGCCGAAACUCGAUGUUAUCUCUUUCGGCAACGCGCAAAAAGGAUUAUCCGCGAAAGUUAACUUUCAAGAUGACCGUUUUGAUACCUCACAACAAAUUGAAACGAAAAUUACCGAAGAAAUGAAAUGGUUUGGCGGCAAAGCGACUUUUGGAGCUAUUUUGGAACGAAUUUCAAUCCAGGAAAAAAUAAUCUUGGUUUCAAACGGCUUUUUCGGCGACCUGAGCGAGAUCAAGGCACGACCGAAUCUUGUCACAAUCGGAUUUGACCCAAUGAACGCGAUUUUAAGGAGCUCUCUCGAGGAUCUGGCGCAAGGAGAUGCGAGACGCGUCUUUUUCGCGAGGAAUAAAGAGGAUUUGGAAGGGAUCUCGGCCGACAUUCCUUCAGCGCUCUGUGCUGCUGGGGAAAAUUUCGAAGUCCCCGACUUUUCUAUCCCGGAAAAGACACUCUUCGAGUUCGCAAGUGGAUAUCGCGCGAGACUCAAUUCCUUUCCCUCAAACAUGCCUGGUUUUGCCGACUGGAAAGCUGGAAAACAACCCUUUUUGAACUACAAUCGAGAGUAUACUGAUUUCUGA